AUGGUACGGAGGCCCGGCUUGCUUGCGCUGGCCUUCGUCGGCACCGUGAGCCUGUUUUUUGUGGUCGACUUUUUUCGGCUGAAGUUCCGAAGAAGUCUGAUGACCCAGAAGCCUGGCAUGAACCCUACACCGAAGGCCGCAAUAAAGGAUCCCGAUCCCGAGCUGCCUCGAGUCGUGGAGACCUUGCUUCACGCCCUUACCUGGGGCUUCCCGAAAAACUGGGCGGCAGAACUCAACAGUGGGAACCACUCGAGGCCCUUCCGGAUUCCCAACUUGGUGAGGGAUUUUCCCAGGAACUGGUCCGCGGUGGAUGAAAUUGUGGAACUCGCGGGCCACUUGCCCUGUGCCACUCUUCGGGACUUGUAUGGCUGUGCUGGGGCGGAGUAUUUGAGGGUUCUCAAGGAGACGCCACUAUGGAAUUCCAGCUAUGACAUCAUGCAGUUGCCAAGAGGAACACGGAUCUUUGCCGUCGGAAACUCGGUGUUGGCAGAGUUGCUGGAAGCAGCCCUGUGCUAUCACAACUGGGAUUUCGUCUUUCCUGACCCGAAUAGGACAACCAACUCGUUUAUUGCGCACAAUGUCAUCAACAACAUCACGAUGCUGCUGGUCUCCAAUGAUCCCACGAUUGAUGGAGCCGCUGACCUGUGGUCGCCCGUCCGCCUUGCCAGGCUAGUUCAACCGCAGAUCAUAGUGCUUGGAACCCUCAACGAGCGUCCACAUUGGUGGGGCGGUGACAUUCCUCGCAUGAACCAGCGCCGGCAUCUCCUGGUGCAGGAGUUUCCGGAUGCAGCCGUUGUUGACCUCGCAGGGAAGCAUGUGGGCGAUUGCUGCCCGGCCGACCUUCACAACUGCAAGCGCCCUUCGAAGUGCGAGAGUAAGACCUAUGAACAUCAUGAGUGCAUUCCUGGGCCGAUCUUGCGGUAUGCAGAGCAGUUCGUGGCUGUUCUGCACAAAGCGGUCCGCAAAGAGGAUAUGUCGAGGAGUUGUCUGGGUGUUGGAAGGAUUCGCCCGCUGCGCUCCUGCGUCGUAAGCCCCUGA
This is a messenger RNA of Symbiodinium sp. CCMP2592, 1038 nucleotides long. The record is from the annotation of a GenBank genome assembly. NCBI's taxonomy places the organism in Eukaryota, Dinophyceae, Suessiales, Symbiodiniaceae.